AUGGUUAACAGAAAUCGUGAUACUAGCAAAUGGUGUGACUUCCAUAGGGACCAUGGUCACACCACUGAAGAAUGCACACAUUUGAAGGACAACAUUGAAGACUUGGUCAGGAGAAGGUACUUGAACCAGUUUAAGCAGCGCGAUGACCCUCCCAGAAGGAGGGAUGAGGAUAGAGCGGGCCGCCCUAACCGCAAAGGAGGUCAUAGGGGCCCAGCCGGAGACAGAGACAUAGUCGGCAAGCCAGAAGGCAGGGUGUAUGUGAUCGGCGGGGGCCCAGUACAUGGGGGAACAGUCAACAGAGCGCGAGCUGACCUGCGGGCGAUGAUACAUAAAAUAAACGACAAUGAUAAGCGUAGAUGGCCACCUCUUCCCCCGCAGCCGCAGGCCACGUUUGACGAGUAUGAUCAGAAGGGCAUAAUUUACCCCCAUGAUGAUCCGCUGGUGGUGACAAUGAGAAUUGCAAACUGGGAGGUGGAUAGAAUACUGAUAGACGGGGGCAGCUCAGCCAACAUCAUAUACAUCAGUGCGUUCAACGAGCUGAAGUUGGACAGAAAAGACCUGAAGUGGGUGAGCUACGAAGUCACCGGGUUUAAUGGAUCAGGGCUUACCCCGGAAGGUAUAAUCGAACUCUCAGUCCGAGUAGGGGAAAGAUCAAGAAGGCGUGAUGUCCGGGCAGAGUUCCUCGUGAUAAACUCCCCUUCACCCUACAAUGUGAUCAUGGGAAGACCGCUCAUCCACAAGAUAGGCGGGGUGGUAUCCACCUAUCACCUUGCCAUGGCCUACACAACUAAUGAGGGACGACAGCGGCUUGGUUCUGAGAAAAGACCCCCUGAACAACCUGAGAAGAAGUCGAGGAAAAGGAAGCGUGAAGAAUAUCACAGGGAAAAGGAUAAGCAGAAGUUAGCAAUGGAGAACUUCGAGCCUGCUUAA
Messenger RNA from Chenopodium quinoa (quinoa), 930 nucleotides. RefSeq lists its product as uncharacterized. The transcript is spliced from 2 exons. Bases 1 to 930 code for a protein of 309 amino acids. The record is from RefSeq and is a predicted model, not a curated record. NCBI's taxonomy places the organism in Eukaryota, Viridiplantae, Streptophyta, Magnoliopsida, Caryophyllales, Amaranthaceae.